This is a messenger RNA of Drosophila mojavensis, 2001 nucleotides long. Its product is annotated as maltase A1. The record is from RefSeq and is a predicted model, not a curated record. The transcript is spliced from 3 exons. NCBI's taxonomy places the organism in Eukaryota, Metazoa, Arthropoda, Insecta, Diptera, Drosophilidae. Bases 39 to 1805 code for a protein of 588 amino acids. Gene Ontology annotation, biological process: carbohydrate metabolic process.
AUAAAAACUAAAGCUGUGGCCCGACUCUGCUAAUUACGAUGAGGCCUUGGCAAGUACUAAUUCCAACUCUCUGCCUGCUGGCCCUUGGGCAGGCAUGUGAGGACGCGACAACGACGGAGAGCACGACCAAGGAUUGGUGGGAAACGGCGCAGUUCUAUCAGAUCUAUCCGCGCUCCUUCAUGGACUCGGAUGGCGACGGCAUCGGUGAUCUCAAUGGCAUCACGAGCAAGCUGGACUACCUGAAGGAUCUGGGCGUGACAGCUGCCUGGCUGUCGCCCAUUUUCAAGUCUCCCAUGGUGGACUUUGGCUACGACAUCUCCGACUUCUUUGACAUACAGCCAGAGUACGGCACAAUGGAAGACUUUCGUGCCCUAAUUAAGAAAGCCAAAGAGCUGGAUCUGAAAAUCAUCCUGGACUUUGUGCCCAAUCACUCCAGCGAUGAGAACGAGUGGUUCAAGAAGUCCGUGAAGCGGGAGAAGGGCUACGAGGACUACUACGUGUGGCACGACGGGAAAAUUAAUGCGGACACUGGCAAGCGGGAGCCUCCCUCCAACUGGCUGCAGGCAUUCAGAGGCAGUGCCUGGGAGUGGGUGGAGGAGCGCCAGCAGUACUAUCUGCAUCAGUUUGCCGUGCAGCAGGCGGAUCUCAACUAUCGCAAUCCGGAUGUGGUGGAGCAGAUGAAGCGCGUGCUGCGCUACUGGCUGCAUGAGGGCGUCGCUGGCUUCAGGUGCGACGCGGUGCCAGUGCUCUUCGAGGUAGAGGUCGACGAGAAUGGCCAGUAUCCGGACGAGGCAGUGAGUGGGCUGACGGAUGACAAGGAUAAUCGCAACUAUCUGAAGAAUGAGCUAAUCGAGAACAGACCCGAGACAAUCGACAUGGCCUAUCAGUGGCGCACGGUGAUGGACGAUCACCAACGCAUUUACGGCGGAGACACGCGGGUGCUUCUGAUUGAGACCUACGCUCCGCCCGCCUACACGAUGCAGUUCUAUGGCAAUCGAUCCGUGGAGGGUGCCCAUCUGCCCUUCAACUUCAACCUGAUUACGGUGCCGGCGAGUGACGGCGUUUCGGCGAGCUCCAUCAAGAAGGCCGUGGACAAUUGGCUACUGUUAAUGCCCGCCGGACGCACACCCAACUGGGUGAUUGGCAAUCACGAUCAGCGCCGCGCGGCCAGUCGCUAUGGCGCCGGCAACACGGACGCCAUGAACAUGCUGGUCAUGAUUCUGCCUGGUGCGAGUGUCACCUACCAGGGCGAGGAGCUGGGCAUGACAGACGGUUGGAUUAGCUGGGAUGACACCCAAGAUCCGGCUGCAUGCAACUCCGACAAAGACAGCUACGAACAGUUCACUCGGGAUCCUUCGCGUACUCCUUUCCACUGGACGAGCGGCACCAAUGCGGGCUUCUCCACGGGCCCCAAGACGUGGCUGCCCCUUGCCGAGGACUACGAGACCCAAAAUGUGGAGGUCGAAACAGCAGCCACGCGCUCCCAUCUCAAGAUCUACAAAUCGUUGGUCGCCUUGCGUAAGAGCUCGAAGACCCUGCAAAAUGGAUCUACCAAAUAUGCAGUACUUAAUGAGAACGCGUUUGUGGUCAAGCGCUCCCUGUCGGGCUCGCCCAGCAUCGUUUUUGUGGCCAAUUUGGGCAGUAAGGGCAUCACCGUCGAUCUUGACCAGUUUGACCAGACCUUGCCAACGCAUUUGACCCUGAAAAUACGCAGCAUUAGCUCCACCAAGGCAGAGGGUUCUCUGUUUGAGACGAAAGGCCUCAGUCUGGCCGCUGGGGAGGCGCUGGUAAUGAGCACCGAUUAAGCGCAACAAAGUUCUUCAACUUUUGGCAUAUAUAUAUAGGUAUAUAUUUUUAAGCCUAACCAAUUAAAUUUUACAUUCGCACACUUGAAAAACUUUCGACAGCUUUUCGUCUUCUUGGUAUUCUUAUGGCUGCAAAGCAAAUAUGCCGCUACUUGUAUAAAUAAAUAAGCAAAUAAAUCGACAAACAAACCACACA